AUGACACUGAAAGGAGAACUAGGUCCAGUUUUAAACUUAGCAGCAUAUUCUUUUGAUGGUGACAAGUUGUCUUUACGAUGGAGAGAUCCCGAGAUAACCAGAGGAGCAACAAUUGAGAAAUAUUCAAUCACAAUAUCUGAUGAAAACAAUAGAAAUACAAGAACAACCACUGUAUAUAAAUCUGAGGCAUCUUGCUUAUUAUGGGAUGGAUAUUUAUGUUCGACAAUAAAAUCUCUUGAUUCAGACGUAUACAAAAUUGAGGUUCGUGCUGUGUCAAAACUUUAUAAAGGCGACCCAACUGUGAUAGAUAAUAUAAUCCUCGAACAAAGAAAACCUAGUGCACCUUUGAAUUUGCGAGUUGACACUGAUCACUAUGACACAAUAGUUUGGGAACAUCCUUGGAUUCCUGGUGGAAAAAUUAAACAUUUCCAAAUAUCAUGGGCACUAGAGUCAUCUGAACUACUGAUUCAUCCAAGUAGUAAUACAUUUUAUUGGAAUGUUAGUGUAUUUGAAGAUAAGAAACAAUAUAAAUUCAAGUUGAAAGAAUUAUCUCCUGCCAGUACUUAUAGUGUUAAAGUUAGAGCAUGUAAUUCCUUCCAAGGAGAAAUGUCGGAAAUUAAAUUAAAGACGCCUCUUCCAGUUCCAAACCUUAAUGUAAAAUUAUACGCAACACGACUAGUUGCAAAUAGAAUAGAAAUUAAUAUUCCUCUUGAUACAAACAGUUUAGCAAAUUCAACUAAAAACAGUGGUUACUAUGUGGUCAUCCGAGAACCUAUGAGUGAUAAUCUUUCUGAAGACAAAAAAAAUUAUCACAACCGAUACAAAUUUACAUACAAAAAGAUAUUUGAAGAGGCUGCAGUAGCUGAGAAAUAUGAUUACGUAACAUGGAUAGCAAAACGGAUGAAUAUUGCGGAUAUCUUAAUACAUCAAAAAGUAUUGAUUGGUACAAAUUCUAUUGAUGGUGACUUUAUGGAUUUCGUCUUGUCGGAAGAAACAGAUUACAAAAUAUCUGUAGUCUUUUAUAAUACCGAUGGUGAGAAUUAUACAUACAAGACCUUGUUCAAUGAAAAAAUUAUAGGAAUCAAACAAAGUUCUUCCUUAUGGAACCUCCUGCUUUUGUUGAUUCCAAUUCUGGCAGUCGUCGUUUUUGUUUGGUAUAAACACAAAAAAACGAAUGCAAUUCAAAACGAUGGAACAGUUUAUAAUGCCUCUUUUCCUCUUAUAAAUAAGCAAAUUAUUCUAAGUCAUCCAGUAAGUGAAAAAGAUUUUGAAGACUACGUCAGGAGAUCCUUAUUGGACGGAACUCUGGACAAACAGUACAAGGCAAUUCCUAAAAAGUUCGAUUAUUCCGUUUCGAAUGCACUUAAACUACAAAACAGGGAUAAAAAUCGAUACAUUCACACCUUGCCUUAUGAUUGGACGAGUGUAAGACUGGAUUCACUUCCAAACGAUCCUUGGUCUGAUUACAUCAACGCAAGUUACAUCGAUGGUUUUGAAAGAUCCAAGGAAUACAUAGCAACUCAAGGGCCAAAGGAGAACACUGCCUACGAUUUCUGGCGAAUGAUUUUGCAGGAAAAAGUUUCAGUCAUCUGCAUGUUGACACAAUUAAAGGAAAAGAAUUUAGACAAAUGCUUCCAAUAUUGGCCUCCAAUAGAAAACGCAUGUAAAUAUGGAAAUAUUACGAUAACCAAUCCCGAAACUACAAAAAUGAGCGGAGACUACAUUGUCAGGAAAUUGUUGAUCAGUUCUAAAAAUGAGCGAUCUUCAGUUUUGCAUCUGCAUUACACUGAUUGGCCCGAUCACGAAACAACUCGUUAUGCGGAUUCUCUUGUUCCAUUGUUGACAGAGUUUCAAAAGAUUUCAUCCAAUGAUGGUCCAAAAGUAGUUCACUGCAGUGCCGGCGAUGGCAGAACUGGUACCUUCAUUCUGGCAGAUAUUUGCGUCAAGAUGGCUCGAGCAACUGGUAAAAUAGACGUUUUGUAUUAUCUGAACCAAAUUCGAAAACAAAGGGCAAAGCUCGUUAAUUCUGAGAAUCUGUACAAAUUGGUGCACCUGACGGUUCUGGAAACUCUUUCGGGCAAACCGACUGCCAUACCAUGUUUUCAAUUAAAACAAACAAUUUACCAGAUGAAAGAUUCUAAUACCUUGUUGGAUCAAUGGAGAUAUUUGGAUCAAGUAUCAUGGAAAGAUGAUUAUAUUACUGGAAUGAAGGACAAACCAACAGCAAAAGAAGUUUUAAGGCCGGAAAACAGAAACACUAUAGUAGCUGGUAAAAAAGGAAGGGUCGUCAUCACACGAGCGAUUUUAGCAAAUCCUGAUUCGGAUUACAUAAAUGCAGUACUUGUAGAUGGAUUCAAAACCAAGGAACAGUUUAUCGUCACACAUUUUCCUUUGGAACAAACUAUUGACAACUACUGGAGAAUGAUCUUUGAUAAGAGAGUCAAGAUUGUGAUCGUAUUUAACGAAGUUGAUAUAACGGAUCCUACAGUGGUCAAAUUCGUACCAACUCGCAUCAACCAAGAAAUUCAACCAUCACCUCGUAUUACUAUAAAAACUUUGAACAAGAACGAUAGCGACUUCUGCACAGUCUAUGAUGUACUUGUGAGUAAUGAAAAGUCACCAGAAAAUCAUUCACAAGUCAAGGUGAUGCAAUGGAAGGGUUGGAAAAGUGAUGAGACUUUGCCUUCAGGAGAUGCACCUCAUAGAACUAACAUUCUUGUCCAAUUGUGGGAAGUGGUAAAGGAGGCGAUUGAAGAGAGCGAAUUUGAAAAGAGUCCUAUUCUUCUGACUUGCUAUGAUGGAGCAACUGCUUGUGGCCUUUUCGCAGCACUAGUGUUCGUCAUCGAAAAAAUGAGGAUCGACGGCGAAUGCGACGUCCCACUCGCUUUAAAGACCAUCAGGAAAUACAGAAAGGAAUUUGUUCGAAAAGAGGAACAGUACGAGUAUUUAUUGGAAGCUGCACUCGAUUAUCUCGACAAACCUGAAGACAAUUUUAUGUCUUCUCAUGAAACAGAUACCAAUUCGGUGAAAUAUUUGCCGGAACGUUCACGAAAUCUUUUAUGGGAACAUAAAUUAAACGACAACUUCUGGCAAAAGACAAACUCCACUAAAUUCUACUUUGCGCCAAGGACUGAUUCUGCAUGGAAUGAUUUCGAAGAAAGGAAUAUGACUAUUUCAAAAGAAAAAAUUCUUAUAUAUUUUCCUAAAUAUCCAAUCGAUGACCAAGAAAUGUAUAUAAGUGCUUCGUUUAAAGUAAAAUCCGAUGCCCAUGUCAUGUUUUGCGAAAAUGAAGAUUUCAGUAACAGCAAAUGUUACAUGGUCAUAAUAUCGGGAUACAAUAAUGCGAAAUCUUUAAUUCGAAAAUGUAAAAUGGGUAUUCCUCCGCUAUAUCCUGUCGAAGAAUCUUGCAACAAAACUCAAAUUGAAACUACUCAUAGUCCACUUCUGAAUGAUCGUCACUGGAAUCAUUUCACGUUUUCGAUACAAAAAUCUAACAGUAACACCGAAUUUAGAGUAUACUCACAAAAUAAUGAAACAGGUGAAAUCGAACAAAUAUUAAAUUAUAAAGAUACAAUGAAUCCAUUUGAUAUUAAAUGGUUUGGUGUAAAAACGUACUUGGAAGGAGGCAACAAUAGUUCGGAGGAACAAAAUGAUACAAUCAGAACACUUAUUUAA
Molecule: messenger RNA, 3675 nt
Organism: Ctenocephalides felis (cat flea)
Lineage: Eukaryota; Metazoa; Arthropoda; Insecta; Siphonaptera; Pulicidae
Product: receptor-type tyrosine-protein phosphatase C-like
Exons: 23
Coding region: 1-3675 (1224 amino acids)
Biological process (GO): protein dephosphorylation
Molecular function (GO): protein tyrosine phosphatase activity; protein binding
Source: RefSeq, a predicted model, not a curated record